AUGGCUCGCUGGGAGAACCGAGCCUGCCUCUCAGUGGUCAAGCCCCUGCCCUGGGCUGCAUGUCCAGGCCUGUCCCUGGCUCUGCACGGAGACCUGAUGGUGCUGCAGUUGGGCAGUGUCAUCCCCUUGAGCAGGGCAGGUUUAAAGAAGGUCUCCGUGUCUGUCCACGGGCUCUUUCGGUUACAAGUGACGUGGACCGCAUCUUCGGGGCUCUCCCACGCUCGGGAAGGACGGCGCAGGCCACCGCAGGGACACCCCUCGGCCUGUCGGCGCGGCGGGCGUCUCCAGGAGCGCCACCUGCACCCACCGCGCCCCCGCGGGAGGAGCCGCGAGCACACGUGCAUAUUUGGGUUUCUGCUCGCCCCUCUGCGGGGUUUAUCCAUCCGCACUGUGCGUGGGGCGGCGGUCCCCGCGCGCCGUGGAGGUGACGUCACGCCCGCGCUCGCAGCCUCCGAAGACGCCCGCCUCCUGCGCCGAGGUUCGGAGUCCUGGGUGACCACCUACAUCGCGGACAAGACGAAGACGGCGACUACCCACUGCCCCGCGGUCCCCGGCGCCUGCUUUUAUAGCAAGCCGGACCUCGACCUGGACCCGGAUCUGGACCCCGGCCCUGACCCCGACCUGGACCCGGGCCCCGACCUGGACCCCGGCCCCGACCCCGACAGGCAGCUGCCGGAGCUCGGCCCUCUCUUCUCCUGGACUCAAGAGCCAGAGGACUACGGCCCCCCAAGUUGCCCGCAGAGCGCGGCUGCCCGCGUGCAGGAUUGCAGCCACGGCCACCACCGGAGGGGCGACACUGGCCUCUUCCCGUCCUUCCCGUCGCCCUCGGAGGGCGAGUUGGGGCUGGAGGGGCCCGGGGACCCAGACCGGCCCUCGGACUUGAGCCAGACCCACCCCCUGUCGAGCGAGCCCGCGGGCUGUCCGGAGGAUGGCCCCCGCUUGCGGGCCGUGUUCGAGGCCCUGGACGGGGACGGGGACGGCUUCGUCCGCAUCGAGGACUUCGUCCAGUUCGCCACGGUCUACGGGGCAGAGCAGGUGAAGGACUUAACGAAAUACUUGGAUCCCAGUGGCCUCGGCGUGAUCAGUUUUGAAGACUUCUACCGAGGGAUCACGGCGAUCAGAAACGGAGGUUCCGAUGGCCAGCUCUGCGUGGCGCCUGCCCAGGACGAGGAGCCGCCAGCCUGCCCCGACGAGUUUGACGACUUUGUUACCUUUGAGGCCAACGAGGUGACGGACAGCGCGUACAUGGGCUCCGAGAGCACCUACAGCGAGUGCGAGACCUUCACUGACGAGGACACGAGCACCCUGGUGCAUCCCGAGCUGCAGCCCGAAGGGGACACGGACAGCGCAGGCGGCUCGGCUGUGCCCUCCGAGUGCCUGGACGCCAUGGAGGAGCCUGGCCACGGCGCCCUGCUGCUGUUCCCGGGCAGAUCCCACCUGCACAGCCAGUCCAUCGUCACGGUGAUAGGUGGUGAGGAGCAUUUUGAGGACUAUGGCGAGGGCAGUGAGGCGGAGUUGUCUCCGGAGACCCUCUGCAACGGGGAAUAUGACUGCAGGGAGCCCGCCUUUCUCACCCCCCGUCCAGCGAAGCGGCUCUCCAGCAAGAAGGUGGCAAGGCACCUGCACCAGUCGGGAGCCCUGACCAUGGAGGCCCUGCAGGACCCUCCCCCAGACCCCAUGGAGGGCAUGGAAGAGGACAUUGCUGACAAGGUUGUCUUCCUGGAGAAGCGGGUGUCAGAGCUGGAGAAGGACACGGUUGCCAACGGGGAGCAGCACAGCCGGCUGAGGCAGGAGAACCUCCAGCUGGUGCACAGAGCCAAUGCCCUUGAGGAGCAGCUGAAGGAGCAGGAGCUGAGAGCCUGCGAGAUGGUCCUGGAGGAGACGCGGAGGCAGAAGGACCUCCUGUGCAAGAUGGAGAGAGAGAAGAGCAUCGAGAUCGAGAACCUGCAGGCCAGGCUGCAGCAGCUGGAUGAGGAGAACAGCGAGCUGAGGUCCUGCACACCCUGUCUGAAGGCCAACAUCGAACGCCUGGAGGAGGAGAAGCAAAAGCUGCUGGAUGAGAUAGAGGAGUUGUCGCUGCGGCUCAGCGACGAGCAGGAGAACAGGAGGAAGCUGGGGGACAGGCUGAGUCACGAGAGGCACCAGUUCCAGAGGGACAAGGAGGCGACCCAGGAGCUGAUCGAGGAUCUGCGCAAGCAGCUGGAGCACCUGCAGCUCUUCAAGCUGGAGGCAGAGCAGAGGCGGGGCCGCAGCAGCAGCACAGGCCUGCAGGAGUACCACAGCCGCACGCGGGAGAGUGAGCUGGAGCAGGAGGUCCGCCGGCUGAAGCAGGACAACCGUAACCUGAAGGAGCAGAAUGACGAGCUCAAUGGGCAGAUCAUAAACCUGAGCAUCCAGGGCGCCAAGAACCUCUUCUCCACGUCCUUCUCUGAGUCCCUGGCUGCAGAGAUCAGCUCGGUCUCCCGUGACGAGCUCAUGGAGGCGAUUCAGAAGCAGGAGGAGAUCAACUUUCGCCUGCAGGACUACAUUGACAGGAUCAUCGUGGCCAUCAUGGAGACCAACCCGUCUAUCCUGGAGGUCAAGUAGAGGCAGGAGGGCCAGCCUAGGCUGGAUUCAGGACUCUACCAACACCCCGGAGAUGGCCCCAGCACACACGGCUGAGAC
Messenger RNA from Ceratotherium simum simum (southern white rhinoceros), 2664 nucleotides. It is a transcript of the gene RAB11FIP3, whose product is annotated as RAB11 family interacting protein 3. Gene Ontology annotation, molecular function: calcium ion binding. Gene Ontology annotation, biological process: endocytic recycling; regulation of cytokinesis. Lineage: Eukaryota; Metazoa; Chordata; Mammalia; Perissodactyla; Rhinocerotidae. Gene Ontology annotation, cellular component: endocytic vesicle; midbody; recycling endosome membrane. The record is from RefSeq and is a predicted model, not a curated record.